Messenger RNA from Belonocnema kinseyi, 1715 nucleotides. It is a transcript of the gene Lst8, whose product is annotated as target of rapamycin complex subunit lst8. Gene Ontology annotation, cellular component: TORC1 complex; TORC2 complex. Gene Ontology annotation, molecular function: protein binding. Gene Ontology annotation, biological process: TOR signaling; regulation of actin cytoskeleton organization. The transcript has 8 exons. The record is from RefSeq and is a predicted model, not a curated record. Lineage: Eukaryota; Metazoa; Arthropoda; Insecta; Hymenoptera; Cynipidae. Bases 367 to 1329 code for a protein of 320 amino acids.
ACAACUCGAGGGUUAACUGACCCUCUAAAGGACCCUAAACAAGUGCUUUUGUCGUUUUAUUUGCCUUCGUAAUGAAUUAAGGACUUUUUAAACAUUUUUUUAGGUUAUGUUCUUUGAUUAAAAUUUAAUUAAAGGCCUUUUAUUAAUUUUUUCUUUGCAACUUGCUGGCAUUUCGUUAUGUCAUUUGAGGUUAGGGUCUGUUACACUUUGAACUGUAAGGUGAUUUUCUGUCCUUCUAUCUUUGGCGUCGGUGCAAGAGAAAACAAAAAAAAAUCGACAAAGUGUCAUUUUUUGUAGGUUAUGAGUCCAAUAAUAUUUUUAUUACAAUAAUAACUGCAAUAAUAAUCGACAGGAAUUUUAGACACGAUGACUGUCGAUGGAGCAUCCGUGAGUGAUCAAGUGAUUUUCGUAACUGGAAGUUACGAUCACACAAUUAAAAUCUGGCAAGCUCAUACUGGAAUGUGCCAGCGAACAGUCCAGCAUACGGAAUCACAAGUAAAUGCUUUAGACAUUACUCCUGAUAAAUAUGUAAUAGCAGCAGCUGGCUAUCAACAUAUUCGAAUGUAUGAUUUAGCAUCUAAUAACCCCAAUCCAGUUAUCAAUUACGAUGGUAUCACAAAAAACGUCACAGGAUUAGGUUUCCAGGAAGAGGGGAAGUGGAUGUAUACAGGAGGAGAAGAUUGUUCCGCUAGAAUUUGGGACCUAAGAACUAGUAGCUUCCAAUGUCAGAGGAUAUUUCAAGUGUCAGCACCGGUAAAUUGCGUUAGCUUACAUCCAAAUCAAGCAGAAUUAAUUGUUGGUGACCAAAGUGGACUCAUACAUUUAUGGGAUUUGCGAUCCGAUCACAACGAACAAUUGAUUCCUGAAGCAGAAGCUUCGAUACAAGAUAUCGCUAUAGAUCCAGAUGGAACUUACAUGGCAGCAGUAAAUAAUAAAGGUCAUUGUUUCGUUUGGGCCUUAACUGGAGGUGUCGAGGAAGAACCAACUCGGCUGAAUCCUCGCCACAGAAUUGAAGCACACAAUCGUUAUGCACUUCGUUGUAAAUUCAGUCCGGAUUCUACUCUUCUCGUAACAACAUCAGCAGAUCAAACAGCGAGAAUCUGGAAAACAAUGGACUUUUCUGAAGUCCAGGUUCUCCAACACGACGCUAAACGAUGGGUGUGGGAUGCAGCUUUUAGUGCCGAUUCUCAAUACGUAUUCACUGCUUCAUCUGAUGGAGUUGCAAGGUUGUGGAAUAUAGAAAGUGGCAUCGUGGAAAGAAAAUACGAAGGUCACCAGAAGGCAAUCACGGCUCUAGCUUUUCGAGACGAAAUUCUCUCUCCGAGUUGAACGCGUGAUUUCGCCAUCUUUUAAUUUAUCAAAUUUAAGGAAAGUACAUUGUUCCACAUUUAUAUCACGUCUUUGAGUUUUAUUCUGUUCUAUUUAUAGCUAUUUACAUAUAUAAUCAUUUGAUAACAAAGUUACAAGAUCGAAGACAAAUCAAUGUGCAGUUGUAUGAACUUGCGAGAAGUCGUGCGAAUUUAUCUAACAGUCAAACUUAUUUAAGCAAAGCAUUUUGUAAAUCAUGUACAGAUAAAAUGAUACGUGGUAAGUUAAGGUUGUUUAAGUAAAAAGCUACAAGUACCAUGGCGAAACUUAAGAGUACACAUAUGCUUUAAUUACAACAACGAAUACAUGAAUUCGAGGUAAUAAAACAACUUAAGUCACGUAUUUGA